GUGACAUCGCUGCACAUCAUCUCUCCUGCUUCUCCUCAGCUUCGGUUACCUUACUCACCUGAAAGACGUCUGCAGGCACUGGUCCCGGAGCAGAGCGGAGUCCUGGUCCACGAUCUGAACCAGGCGGAGAAAUAAUGUGGCUGAUCGUGUUGGCCGGUUUACUUCAGUGCGCCUCGGCCUACGAUGUGGACCUGAAGAAACUGGACGGGCUCGCGAAAGCGAGGGUGGAGACAUGCGGUGGAUGACAGCUGAACAGGCUCAGAGAGGUCAAAGCCUUUGUGGUCCAGGACAUUCCUCUUUACCAUAACCUGGUGAUGAAGCACAUUCCUGGGGCCGACCCUGAGCUUGUCCUCCUGAACCACUAUUAUGAAGAGCUGGACCGGAUCGCCCUGUCCGACAUGACCCGCUCUGAGAUCAACGAGCUGCUGGAGAAGCUGGGUUUCUACAAGAAGGCUCAACCUGAGGACGAGGUACCGGAGGAGUUCCGCUUCUCUCCAGCCAAAGACAGCCCGUUUAAAGACGAGCCGGCUUACAAGCCCUCCACUUCCACUCCUGCCACAGAGAACGCCUCCUCAGAGCCCAACGCUGAAGUCAAGCAUACUGACCUAUAACCCGUCAGGAGUGGAGAAAAGUAGGAAUCUCAUUGCACCACUCAGCCACAUAGCUGCUCCACGACCAGCUGGUCAUUGCAGUUCUUGACAGAAAUACUUGUCAUUUGAAAAUAAGGCCAGCAGAUCAUGGAUCAGCCGUUGUGCAAGGACACAAUGUUAGCAUCAGGAAAAGACCACCGAAAGGUCCACGCUCUGAAUUUUGCACAUAUUUUUCUUGCUGUUUGUUCUUCAUUGUUGCAGUGAAAGUAACCCUUUGUGAGUGCUUUUCUACUCCCCACACAAAGACUGGAAAUGUUGUAUUGUUUUUUUUGAUCGGUCGUGUCAGCCGUCUUCAGGAUCCUCGUCUCACUUGGGUUCUCUUGUGUGUCUGAUUGCUUCCUACCUGCUGUGAAACUGAAUGAAGCUUCAGGCUGAAAACUGUCAGAGGCCUGAGGUUGAUGCUACAUGUUCUGGUGGGCUGGACUGAGACACACAAGAGGAUUCAAGUGGAA
This is a messenger RNA of Chelmon rostratus (copperband butterflyfish), 1102 nucleotides long. It is a transcript of the gene selenom, whose product is annotated as selenoprotein M. The transcript is spliced from 5 exons. Lineage: Eukaryota; Metazoa; Chordata; Actinopteri; Chaetodontiformes; Chaetodontidae. Gene Ontology annotation, molecular function: oxidoreductase activity. Gene Ontology annotation, cellular component: endoplasmic reticulum lumen. The record is from RefSeq and is a predicted model, not a curated record.